GUCAGAAAACACUCUCUCUCAACUCCAUUGAAAAACACUUUCUCUCUCGCACCCUUUCUUAGUAUCUCUGUGGGACCCAUCUGAAGAUUAGGAUGAUAAGCUAUAGAGUCUGUGUCCUGGCUGCUCUGUUCUCUCUCCUCAUCAUCACCCUCAUUCCCACCACACAAUCAGCGGACUGCUGUCUGAAGUUCACUCGGCGUCCGGUGCACUGCCGAUGGCUGAAAGGCUACAGCUUCCAAGACAUUACUUCCUCAUGUGACCUCAACGCUGUCAUCUUCCAGAAUCGAAGGAACAAGUUUGUGUGUGCCGACCCCUCUCAAGACUGGACCAAGAGGGUACAACGCUGUCUGCGCAAGCGUCAGGAGAUGAAAUCCCAACUGAAGAAAAGGGUCUGAACUCAUGUUGCCAUGGAGAGGGCUUUCAUUACAGAACACCAUGUAAUACAUUAUUGUUAUAAUGUUAUAUUUUACUGAGACAAACAGCAAUAUAUUUCAAUAUACAGAGAGAUUCAUGAAGGUUAAGAUGUUUAAAUAAUUUAAUAUAAGUGAAUAUUUUUCAUCAUAUCUGUGAUUCUGAGGUAGUUUGAGUUUCAUCUCAGUUUGUGUAUAAUAACUGUAUUUAUCAUCGUUGUUGUUCUGUUUUAUAAACAGCAGGUGUAGUAUUUAUGAUACACAUGUAGAAACAUUAAAACAUAGUUUUCACACAGAGUACCACAAAAUAUGCUUGUGUUGAUGUUUCAUAUCCUCUCUCCAAUUGAAGCCAGAGAAAACCUUUUUAACUUUGUAUUUCCAAAGUGUCCAAAUCUCUAUAUGAGUUUUACUGAAGUAUACUUACUUUAAGCUCAAAGCUAUGAAAUAGAUAAUAAAAUGGGUAU
Oncorhynchus masou masou (cherry salmon) is the source of this 874-nucleotide messenger RNA. RefSeq names its product chemokine (C-C motif) ligand 20b (gene ccl20b). The transcript is spliced from 4 exons. The coding region runs from base 93 to 395 and encodes 100 amino acids. Gene Ontology annotation, cellular component: extracellular region. The record is from RefSeq and is a predicted model, not a curated record. Gene Ontology annotation, molecular function: chemokine activity. Lineage: Eukaryota; Metazoa; Chordata; Actinopteri; Salmoniformes; Salmonidae. Gene Ontology annotation, biological process: immune response.